Molecule: messenger RNA, 1309 nt
Organism: Pistacia vera
Lineage: Eukaryota; Viridiplantae; Streptophyta; Magnoliopsida; Sapindales; Anacardiaceae
Product: putative clathrin assembly protein At1g33340
Exons: 2
Coding region: 69-1295 (408 amino acids)
Biological process (GO): clathrin coat assembly; clathrin-dependent endocytosis; vesicle budding from membrane
Cellular component (GO): clathrin-coated pit; clathrin-coated vesicle
Molecular function (GO): phosphatidylinositol-4,5-bisphosphate binding; 1-phosphatidylinositol binding; SNARE binding
Source: RefSeq, a predicted model, not a curated record
GUUGUAUCAGCAGAAGAAAAGAUGCUAAUUUACUUUCAUUCCCUGUCAAUACCUGAAAGUGGCAUAAAAUGGGGGUGGACAUUCAAGGCAAACUCCGGCUAGCUCUUGGCUCAGUUAAAGAUCAUGCCACUAUCGGCAAAGCUAUAAUCCUCCACAACUACGAUGGCAAAGGCUUUUCCGAUAUUGAAAUCGCUGUGGUGCGUGCCACUGGCCAUGAUUAUGGCCCAAUAGAUGACAAAUACAUGCACGAGAUCCUCUUCCUGGUCACAAAUUCUCCAGGAUCCAUUUCUUUUCUUGCUGAAAGGAUCUCUCGUCGCCUUGUCAAGACUAGAGACCGCCUUGUCGCCCUCAAGACUCUUCUGCUAAUUCAUCGUCUUCUUCGUGGAGGCAAUCGCUACUUUGAACAACAGCUACGUAAUGCACAUGUUUCCGGCCAUCUUCAGCUGAGUACUCGCUGGUUCAUAACGAAUUCGGAUCCUUCGGUUUGUUUUCUCCACAAGUAUGCAGCCUAUCUUGAAGAAAGAAUGGGAUGGGUCAUCAACCAAGCUGGGAAACUUGAACCUGUUAUGUCAACCUUUGAAGAGAAAUCCAUGGAUAUGGUGUUCCGUAAACUUCCAAGGUGUCAGGGUUUCAUAGACAAGGUGUUGAAAAGUUCAACAUUUGAUUUUUUGCCUAGUGAUAAUUUAAUUCAGGCGGCUAUGAUCAACACCUUGAAAGAAAGCUUCCAGGUUUAUAUGGCGUUCAGUGAAGGCGUUGCAGCUCUUGUUAAUAUGUUCUUUGAUUUAGCAAGACCGGCAAGAAGUUUAGCCUGUGAAAUACUCAAGAGGGCUUCGACGCAGAGCCAAGAACUUCAUCAUUUGUAUGAGAAAUGCAAGAGAUUUAUUGAGAAUAAGAAUUUAGAAUACCCAUCAGUCCAAAUCAUCACUGUGGAGCAUGUUCUUGCCUUGGAACAAUGUUUAGGGUGUACAUCAACGAGCUCUUAUUGGCGCCCCAUGUCUAGCAAGAUUGGCCCAACGCCUUCAAUUUUGAAUUGUUUAACAAGAUUGACAGACAAAGGAGGAGAAAAGGAUAAACAAAAAGGUGAUGAUAGUAUGCCAUCAACUCUUUUCUCAUGCACAUUAGAGACCAAAAUAAGCAAAGUAUGGGUGGUGUUUGAAGAUGAAGAGUUCAACAAACCAGGACUUUUCAGUGGCACAGUCAGUGACCUUCCUGUUCAUCAUCAAUCAACUUCGGGAAUAGUUGUCAAUGGUGGAGAGAUCACUACAACUUGUAAUUUAAACCCCUUUGCAACUUGAGAAUUAAUUUUAAU